Messenger RNA from Parascedosporium putredinis, 825 nucleotides. The record is from the annotation of a GenBank genome assembly. NCBI's taxonomy places the organism in Eukaryota, Fungi, Ascomycota, Sordariomycetes, Microascales, Microascaceae.
AUGAGGCUCUCUUCCAGCCUCCUCGCCCUUGGCGCUCUCGGUGUGCCACAGGCUCUGGCCUGGGGAAGUCUGGGCCACAUCACAUCCGCCUACCUCGCCUCCGAUUUUGUCUCCAAUACCACCGAAGCCUACCUCAAGGACCUCCUCUAUAAUGAGACGUCGGACUACAUGGCCAACAUCGCCACCUGGGCUGACUCGGUCCGCUACACCCGCUGGGGCCGCUUCACGAAGACCUUCCACUUCAUCGACGCCAAGGACAACCCCCUUCUCCUGCAACGCUGGCGAGACCGCAACAUCGCCGCGAAGUUCGUCAUCCACUUCAUCGGCGACCUCCAUCAGCCACUACACAACGAGGACGUCUCCCGCGGUGGCAACGGCAUCCACGUCCUCUGGCAUGGCUCCGAGGUCAACCUCCACCGCGUCUGGGACAGCUCCAUCGCCGAGCAACUCGUAAACGGCCGUCGGAGGGGCAAGCCUUUCGAGAUGGCCAAGCGCUGGUCCGAGCAGCUAGCUUACGAGAUCAGGGAGGGCAAGUAUGCUGCCCAGAAGGAGAGCUGGCUCAAGGACCUUGACAUCAACGACGUAGAGGCCACUGCCCUUGCCUGGUCUAGGGAAUGCAACGCCUAUGUCUGCACGCAUGUCUUCCCCGAAGGUCCCAUCGUCAUCGAGGGUAAGGAGCUAUCCGGAGACUACUACGAGCGUGCGGCUCCUGUCAUCGAACUUCUCGUGGCCAAGGCCGGCUACAGGCUCGGUGCCUUCCUCGACAGAGUCGUAGACGGUUUCCUCCAGAAGAGCGAUGAGACGAGCAUUUCGGAGGAGCUCUAA